Didymodactylos carnosus is the source of this 2852-nucleotide messenger RNA. NCBI's taxonomy places the organism in Eukaryota, Metazoa, Rotifera, Eurotatoria, Philodinida, Philodinidae. The record is from the annotation of a GenBank genome assembly.
UAGAAUUUACAAGAAAAGCCCUAAAUGUUUAUUGUCAGCUCAAAGCUACAGAAAUAAGAAGAGAUUAAUUUAGGGCUUUUCUUGUAAAUUCUAUAACUUUGCAAAGAAAGGUCGUGUAGAGCUGGAAGACGUCUCAUUUUAAUCAGAAAUUUGCGGGCUACAAUUAUAUCUCAUUAAAAGAAGGGUUUAGUUAUCUAACAAAUCGUCUGAAUGAAUAAUCAUUUAUCGGUCAAUAAAUAAACAAAAGGCUCUUGAUUAUUUAAAUAUAUCUCAUAUAAAUCAAUAUUAAAUUGAACUGCAUUACCUUGUAUCUUAACGUUUUCUCUACAAUAAAAUGUACCGUCGCCUUUCAAAUCGCUUUUCAUUUAUAUAGAUAAGUGAGUCUUUAUUUUCACAUAUUCUCUAUUUUCAAAAGACAAGACUUGUCGUUUAGACGAUACACGUUCAUAAACAUAAAGGAAAAAAAUGAAUACACAUCAUUUAAUUUUUUGAAAAAUCGAUAUGAAUACGAAGUCAGAUCGGAUUUGUUAUAUUCUAAAUAAGUACUUUUUUCUUCGUACUAACUUUAUUUAUUCCACACAUUUCGAUUGAUAGUUCAAUUGUCCUCAACGGAUACAAACAUUAAUUAAAUUAAUUAAAAUUACAUAAAUAAAACAUUUGAACAGACAACUUUAACAUAGGGAUAUUUUUCCCUUUUUUAUUUUUAUAUAAUAUAUACAGUCGAUAAUAAAAAACUAGUUUGACAAGUAUCUGUAACAUACUACAUUUAUAUUCUAUUUUUCUUUUCUUUUUCACUUUUCCCCUGGACGUUAUGAUCUGAAGCCACGUUAAUAAUUUGAAAUAGUGUAUAUUCAGUAUUACAGUCAUGACAACACGAAAAGAAUGAUAGUCGAUUCUUCGUACGUUUAUCAUCUGUUUUCUGUUCAACGCGUCUCAUAAUAAGAUAAAUCUAAAGAAUAAACAUCGAAAGAUUUUCUGUUAAUUUGGCUGAUGAUUCUGUUCACCAGCUGAUAUGAAUUAACAGAAAGUUUAUUCUUUCGAUGUCGCACAACACUUUUAACAGGAAAUGUUUGGGGUUCAAAUGCAGUUCGGACCUGCGAGGCUGUACUGAAGAGAUAUAACACCUUUUUAAUUCAGGAAGAAGUUAAGCUUAGAGCACUAUAGCUAACUCUUUUGUAAAUUUUCUUUUCAAAAGUGAACAUCUCUGGUGUAACCCAUUUCCCAUUUCCUCAUUACUCACUAGGUAUUUGGCACUCUAUCGGUUUUAUCGUAUUAUGAGACGCGUUGAAUAGAAAACAGACGAUAAACGUACGAAAUCAUGAAGAAUCAACUACUAUUCUUUUCUUUUUGUCAUGACUGUAAUGCUGAAUGCACACUACUUCAAAUUAUUAACGUGGCUUUCUAAAAACGACGGAAAACGAGGCAAACAAAAAAGUCAGUUUUCUGUAACCCUGCAUCUGCUCUGAUUCUCAUUAAAAGGCAGUGCAUUUGUAAAAGAAAAUUUCAUCUUGGCAAUUAAAUGAAACAUUAUUAGUCCUUCUUCCUUUUUAAACGAAAAAAAAUGACGACUAUUCCGAACUCUGCUCGUACACUUUGGUCUCCUUUAAAAAGACCGUCUUCAAGUGCUCAAUUUCUUCGGUGAUAUUGCAAAGACGACCGCACACGACGUACGUAAUCAGCACCUGAGUACUCGUAUAUUUCUCCUUCUAUUCACCAUUGCACUUGUUUUACUGGUUCUCUAUACGUCAGUGGAAUCAAUAACUGUAACAGAAACCGUUCAGCAGCCAACUUUUUCUACAAUUGAACUGCUGAAUGAACAAUAUGCACAGACACUUGUCUGUCCGUGUGAGACAAUCGCAAUUCUCUACGAUAACUUCGUAGUUAUCGUAGCAUUUGACUCCAAAUAUCAUCAGGUCUGUCAGUCAGAUUUCGUUAGUGAACGGUGGACUGAAUAUCUUCUACGUUCACCAAAGGUGUUUCCUAUAGGCGGUCUAGCAUUUCAGGUUUUGGCAACAUUAUGUUUACUAUCGCAACAAAUUGUAAAGGAUGAAUUAUUAGUAUUCUAUUCUACUGCAUUCAUAAUUGAUACAUUUGUAUCCAAAUUGACUUUUAUUCAGCAAGUCGUAGCGUUAACUAAUACGUUUAAAGAUAGAACUAAGAAUUCAUUUACUACCACAUUAAGUUCAGUAAAAGAUCUAUUACAAUCCAACUCAUUGUUGACUGUACUACAGACAAACUAUGCUUUAGUACAUGCAAACUAUGAUAGUGAUUUGCUUGUUAUACUCGACCGUCUCUAUAACGGUGUAUGUUCGUGUGCACAAUCAUCUUUAUACGUAGAAGAAGCUGGUAUCUAUCAGAAUGUGAAUGGCAGAUUACAAAUUAUCUUUAAUAUUAGUAAUUUUUAUACUGGUUGUUAUGUUGUUGAAGCUCUUCUUCAAUCGAGUCUUGCCUAUUUCUAUAAUCAAACGUCUGUGACUGAACUACAAUCAUACCUCGAUUUCGGUAAUGAUAGUGAGAAAUUCAAUGUAACAGCUCUUGACCUAUCUAUACCGAGUAAUUACGCACCGACAACAACAAUCGGUGAUCUACUCAAUAUGUUAAUGAUUGAAGAUUGGAAUUUGCAGACAUCCUUUGAGUCUCGUUUCAAUGUAUGUCAACCACUAUCGUGUACCUACAUGUACAGUGGACAUAAUGGCCGUAUCUAUGUCGUUACGACCACAUUUGGACUGAUUGGUGGAAUUGCAACAGUACUUUUUUUCUGGGGCGAAGAAAACGUUGCUAGAAUCUUUGCUCAAGAUGUAGAAUAUGAAAAAUCAAUUAGUACUGUUGUUUAUAAACCCUUUCGGUUUUAG